Hyaloscypha bicolor E is the source of this 876-nucleotide messenger RNA. RefSeq lists its product as uncharacterized. The coding region runs from base 1 to 876 and encodes 291 amino acids. Lineage: Eukaryota; Fungi; Ascomycota; Leotiomycetes; Helotiales; Hyaloscyphaceae. The transcript is spliced from 3 exons. The record is from RefSeq and is a predicted model, not a curated record.
AUGGUUGAACCAAAUACCUCUGGUCCUUUGAAGACGGACGACUUUACUUUUGACUGCGGUGACGUAGACAUCAAGGUGAAACUGAGCAGUGAAGAUACGAUUACCGUUGGAAAAGUAUCCUCGAGCGCAAUGGCAAUGGCCAGUCCCGUCUGGAAGAAGUUCGUCUAUCCUCCAUUCUCGAGAAUUCAGGGCUGGCACUCUACCGGUGGUGUCACUAUCAAGGAACUGGACUUCACGGAAGAUUACCCCUUGGCACUACUGAUUCUGCUUCGAGUCGCCCAUUUACGCUUUAGGGCCGUUCCAGUUUCGCCUUCGACAAUGGACAAAGCUAAUAACAAUAAUAUUAUCAGGUUUGAGCUGUUGGUGCAACUUGCAACUCUUUGUGAUGAAUACGAUUGCGUCGACCUGGUUAAACCGUGGUAUCAUACUUGGUUUGCGAACUGGGAGUCUAAGCCACUUGAGUAUGGACAGGAGAAAGAGAGUUUAUUGAUUGCAUGGACUUUUGGCAUGGAGAAGUCCGUAGAAUCUUUGACCAAGAAUUUGGUGAGGGAACUCUCCAUCAACGAGGAUGGAAAGGCAAACUUUGGGAUCAUCGAAGGAGACAUACUCCCAAUUCCGCAAAGUCUCAUUGUCGCAUGGAGCUGUACGAGACGAAGAGUAGUGGGUUUUGCAAAAGAAACAAGGAGCACUGUGAGAUAUUGUGCUACGGUUCCCUUCUUAAAGGCCUCCAGAAUACUGGAAUUUGGCCGCGGCCGAAGGCUCAAGACGUUCACAUCAGUGUUAACCAACUUUCCUCGGCACUCAACGGCUGCAAGAUAUAUACCCUCAACAACCACACCGACUGCUUCUGUACCUCCAAAAUACGAAAGUACGUAG